Messenger RNA from Symbiodinium sp. CCMP2592, 435 nucleotides. The record is from the annotation of a GenBank genome assembly. Lineage: Eukaryota; Dinophyceae; Suessiales; Symbiodiniaceae.
AUGAUCGUGGCAGCCCUCGUGCUUGGCGCUGUGGUCGCCGGGGCCGCUUCUCCCGACAAGGUAGCGCAGCUCUCAGAAGCCAUGGCCACAGAUGCAUGUGCUGACGGGACCUGUGCCUUGCAUGCGCUCCAGCAGAACAUCUCCGCCCUCCCGGCCAACAAUACGAAGCAAAAGAGCGACCCGGCGAACCCACCGCCCAAGGCUGAGAAGCAAGAAGAGCAGGAGGACAAGGACCCCUUCGAUCCGGAGGGCGAUCUGCUUGGAGCCGAUAACUUCGCCGCCACAAAAGUGGCUCUGCUGGCUGGUCCCAAGGCGGAGACAAGGUUUGGGGCAGUGGCAGAGGCAUCGAAGAUGUCAACGGUGGCAAUGUUGGCUACUACAACAACGGCAUGCACGCAGCUCAUGCACGCUGCGGCGGCAGCCACUGCGCCCUGA